CCUUUGAUGACUUGUUGGUCAACAUCCCAUAGCUUUUUUUCUUGGUUUCAUACUUUUUUAAAACAUCUGUGCAGACAGUAUUUUCAGCUGCAUAGGUGGCCAGAUUCAAAAUGCCAAAAAUUGCAAUUGUUCAAGCGGGGACCCCACUAUUUGAUAAACCAGCAACUCUGGAAAAAGUUAAGAAAAAUGUGGAAGAAGCAGCUGGAAAUGGAGCUGAACUAGUGCUCUUUCCUGAAGCUUUUAUUGGUGGAUAUCCAAAAUGGAACAGCUUUGGAAUCACAAUGGGCACACGAACUCCAGAAGGAAGGAAAGAGUUUAAAAGAUACUUCGAAAACGCCAUCGAAGAGAACGGCGAGGAAUCGAAGCUCAUCGAAUCUCUAGCAGCUCAGAAUAAUAUCCAUAUUGUAAUCGGAGUAGUUGAACGAGAAGCUUCAACCUUAUACUGCUCUGUAUUCUUUUACUCACCCUCCGGUUACCUUGGAAAGCACCGAAAACUCUUGCCAACUGCUCUAGAAAGAUGUGUUUGGGGACAAGGUGAUGGUUCAACAAUGCCUGUGUUUAGUACAAGUGUUGGAAAAAUUGGAAGUGCCAUUUGCUGGGAGAAUUAUAUGCCAUUAUAUCGAAUGACGCUUUACAGUAAAGAAAUCCAAAUCUAUCUAGCUCCAACUGUCGACGAUAGAGAUGUCUGGCUCUCUACCAUGAGGACUAUUGCAUUAGAAGGAAGAUGCUUCGUAGUAUCUGCAUGUCAAUUCCUCAAAUCCUCCGACUAUCCCUUGGAUCACCCACUUCGAAAAGAACACGGUGAAGAUAAAGUCUUGAUUCGCGGUGGAUCAUGCGCAGUUGAUCCACUUGGAACUGUGCUCGUGGAGCCAGAUUUCACAAAAGAAACGAUUCGCUACACGGAAUUCGAUCUUUCUGAUUUAGCUCUUGGAAAAAUGGAUUUAGACGUCGUCGGACACUACAGUAGGCCGGAUGUAUUCCAGUUGAAGGUCAAUGAGAAUUCACAGAGUACAGUAGUUAAGAAGUGAAUUUAAUUUCAAAAUUUAUUGUUCUAGUCUUGGAGGUGUGACUUCAAGGUCCAAUGAAUUUACAAAUAAAACAAUUUUUGUGUGAA
Caenorhabditis elegans is the source of this 1114-nucleotide messenger RNA. It is a transcript of the gene nit-1, whose product is annotated as CN hydrolase domain-containing protein. Gene Ontology annotation, molecular function: hydrolase activity; hydrolase activity, acting on carbon-nitrogen (but not peptide) bonds; catalytic activity. The transcript is spliced from 6 exons. Bases 111 to 1028 code for a protein of 305 amino acids. Lineage: Eukaryota; Metazoa; Nematoda; Chromadorea; Rhabditida; Rhabditidae. The record is from RefSeq and is marked reviewed.